Molecule: messenger RNA, 1856 nt
Organism: Spea bombifrons (plains spadefoot toad)
Lineage: Eukaryota; Metazoa; Chordata; Amphibia; Anura; Pelobatidae
Gene: ALDOC
Product: aldolase, fructose-bisphosphate C
Exons: 9
Coding region: 118-1212 (364 amino acids)
Biological process (GO): fructose 1,6-bisphosphate metabolic process; glycolytic process
Cellular component (GO): cytosol
Molecular function (GO): fructose-bisphosphate aldolase activity
Source: RefSeq, a predicted model, not a curated record
AGCGGGGCGGGGCCGCACGGGGUAUUAGAGCUCCGGAGUCACGUAGCUCUGCAGCAGAAUUACCGUCUACUGGAUUUGUUUGCCUUCGGUACAGAGUGCGUUACACGAUUAAAGAAAAUGACUCACCAAUAUCCAGCGCUCUCUGCUGAGCAGAAGAAAGAGUUGGCAGACAUUGCCAAACAAAUUGUAGCUGACGGGAAGGGGAUCCUGGCUGCCGAUGAAUCUGUGGGGAGCAUGGCUAAACGUUUUACCGGGAUUGGAGUAGAGAAUACCGAGGAGAAUAGACGCCUGUACCGCCAGCUCCUCUUCAAGGGCGAUGAUCGUAUGGAGAAAUGCAUCGGCGGCGUCAUCUUCUUCCACGAGACGAUGUACCAGAACGGCGAUUGUGGAACCGGCUUUGUCAAGAUGAUCAAAGAUAAAGGCAUCCUCGUAGGGAUCAAGGUAGACAAAGGUGUCGUUCCUCUUGCUGGCACCAAUGGAGAAACCACUACUCAAGGUUUGGAUGGAUUGGCAGAGCGUUGCGCUCAGUACAAGAAAGAUGGAGCUGACUUUGCGAAAUGGCGCUCUGUUUUGAAAAUUAGCGACACUACGCCAUCUUCCCUUGCGAUCAUGGAAAAUGCAAAUGUUCUGGCUCGUUAUGCCAGCAUUUGCCAACAGAAUGGAAUUGUCCCCAUCGUGGAACCAGAGAUUCUUCCUGAUGGAAACCAUGACUUGAAACGUUGCCAGUAUGUGACAGAGAAGGUGCUUGCUGCUGUAUACAAGGCUCUGAGUGACCAUCAUGUGUAUCUGGAGGGGACACUACUGAAACCCAAUAUGGUAACAGCUGGCCACGCUUGUCCCAAUAAGUACACUUCUCAGGAGAUUGCCAUGGCAACUGUAACUGCUCUGCGGCGCACCGUGCCUCCUGCAGUACCAGGUGUUACUUUCCUGUCUGGUGGACAAAGUGAAGAGGAAGCCUCUAUUAACCUUAAUGCAAUUAACAACUGUCCUCUGGCUCGGCCUUGGGCCCUUACUUUCUCCUAUGGACGUGCGCUGCAGGCCUCUGCACUCAACGCUUGGCGGGGCAAGAAGGAGAACGAGAACGCAGCUACAGAAGAGUUCCUGAAACGUGCAGAGAUUAAUGGGCUUGCAGCCUGCGGCAAAUACGAACAUGAUGCUUCCGGAGCUGGGGCCGCCAGCCAGUCCCUGUUUGUGGCCAAUCACGCAUACUGAUCUCAGCCGUCUACUUGGCUCCGACGCAUAAGACGCCUCCACCGCAUCCCUCCUGCAAGCAGCAUCUUCGUGGAAACCCCUGCAGCAAAAUGUCAACUAGCCGACCCAACGUCUCCUAACCUUAUAAUGUGAGCACCUUGCAGCCUGGUCCUGAUGGAGGAAGGACCGGUUUUCGCACAAGUGUAGUGGCAUUACGUGCUAGGCCUAACAGAAUGUUUGAUUAUUUUUAAAUGGUUCACUUUUAUUGCCCAGGCAUCUGUUCUAGUUCUGCUGAUACUAACACUUUGAGAAGGUAACUAUUCUAGAUAGUAGAAAUUCAAGGUUGGAUGAAUGUUCAGCAUAGUCAUGCACUGUAGGAAGCACCUGUAGUGUCUGACACGUGGCAGUCCUCUAGAGCCCCGUGGCUCCCUUCUCGGGGCCCGUUCUGUGAAGGGUGUUGCACUUUAUGGUUCACCUGUAAUGUGAGUGUGAGUGGCUGUGCAAUACUCCUAUGUAAGAAGCAAAUCCUUGCCACAGCUUGGUGGAGUUUAUCCACUGGGAUGGGUUCUUGGCAGAGGGGGUGAUAACGAUGUGAAUAUUCGUGUUUUGUGUCUUGCUGUAUGCAACUGAUACACCAAAUAGUAAAAUAAAUUCUAGUGAAAACA